Crotalus tigris (Tiger rattlesnake) is the source of this 1698-nucleotide messenger RNA. It is a transcript of the gene FBXL3, whose product is annotated as F-box and leucine rich repeat protein 3. Bases 123 to 1451 code for a protein of 442 amino acids. Gene Ontology annotation, cellular component: SCF ubiquitin ligase complex; cytosol; nucleus. NCBI's taxonomy places the organism in Eukaryota, Metazoa, Chordata, Lepidosauria, Squamata, Viperidae. The record is from RefSeq and is a predicted model, not a curated record. Gene Ontology annotation, molecular function: protein binding. The transcript has 4 exons. Gene Ontology annotation, biological process: entrainment of circadian clock by photoperiod; SCF-dependent proteasomal ubiquitin-dependent protein catabolic process; regulation of cell cycle.
CGGCUUCGUUGAGACGGACGCACCCUCCCCUCCUUCAUGGGGUGCUGGGAGAGAAGGAGGCAGCCGAAGCCGUGGCGCCCGGGGUAGGGCUGGCAGCGGGGUGAGUGGGAGGGGGUGUUGCCAUGGCGACUAGGGAAAGGAGCGGCGGCGGCGUUGGAGGCUUUUCCUCGGGGCGCCGUCGCCGCAGCCGAGACGACCCCGGGAGCAUGAAGCGGACGGCGAGGCGAGCGGACGACCCCGAAGGCGGAGGCAAGCGACGGGAGCUGCCCGGGCUGGACUGGGCCUCGCUGCUGCCGGAGGUGCUGCUGCGCGUCUUCCAGCACCUGCCGUUGCUGGACCGCGCGCGCGCCUCGCAGGUUUGCCGCGGCUGGCAACGGGCCUUCCACCUGCCAGAGCUGUGGCGCCGCUUCGAGUUCGAGCUGGGCCAGCCGGGCGUCGCAGCCACCCACCCAGAGCUCAUCAAGCAGAUCCUCAAGCGCCACGCCGGACACCUGCAGUACGUCAGCUUCAAGGUGGAUAGCAGCAAGGAAUCAGCUGAGGCUGCUUGUGAUAUUUUAUCCCAGCUUGUGAAUUGUUCUUUAAAGACCCUCGGACUGAUUUCCACCGCUCGACCAAGUUUUAUGGAUUUACCAAAGUCACACUUUAUUUCAGCCCUAACCGUGGUGUUCGUAAACUCCAAAUCCCUUUCUUCACUCAAGAUAGACGAUACGCCAGUAGAUGAUCCAUCUCUCAAGGUGUUGGUGGCUAACAACAGCGAUACCCUAAAACUCUUAAAAAUGAGCAGCUGUCCUCAUGUCUCUCCAGCAGGAAUCCUCUGUGUAGCUGACCAGUGCCACGGUUUACGAGAGCUGGCGUUGAAUUACCACUUGUUAAGCGAUGAGCUCCUCCUGGCUCUGUCUUCUGAAAAACACGUCAGGUUGGAACAUUUGCGCAUUGACGUUGUCAGUGAGAAUCCAGGACAGACGCACUUCCACCCCCUGGAGAGAAGCAGCUGGGACGCUUUCAUCCGACAUUCCCCUAAAGUGAAUUUGGUGAUGUACUUUUUCUUGUACGAAGAGGAAUUUGAUCCGUUCUUCCGGUACGAAACGCCGGUCACCCAUCUUUAUUUCGGGAGAAUGGUCAGCAAAGAGGUCCUUGGGCGGGUGGGAAUGACCUGCCCGCGACUGGUUGAACUGGUGGUGUGUGCCAACGGAUUACGGCCACUGGACGAAGAGCUGAUCCGCAUCGCCGAGCGCUGCAAGAACCUGUCGGCCAUUGGCCUCGGAGAAUGUGAGGUCUCCUGCAGUGCCUUUGUCGAGUUUGUGAAAAUGUGUGGCGGCCGUUUGUCUCAGCUAUCUAUAAUGGAAGAGGUCUUGAUUCCCGACCAGAAGUACAGCUUGGAGCAGAUCCAUUGGGAAGUGUCCAAGCAUCUUGGGAGAGUUUGGUUUCCAGACAUGAUGCCCACCUGGUAGAGUUAUUGGGGACAAACCCUUCGCUCUUGGGCCAGCCUUGUGGCAGCUUCGUCAUAAUAAGCAGCUUCGUGAUCCUAGGAUCUCUCAAGCACGGUAGAAAAUCAGUCUACUCAUUAGUCUGCUGCAGUGGUUCUCAACCUUUUUAAUGCCGCGACCCCCAACUGGUCGUAAGUCGAGGACUACUCAACCGGUCGUAAGUCGAGGACUACUCAACUGGUGCAGCACCGUUUGCAGAAUGGGACUUUUG